AUGUUGGCUGUGAACAUUUUGAAGCAGCAGUUGCGAGUUUUGCCAAAAUUCGGAUCGUAUCUUCAUCUGCAGCCGGCACAUCAUGCUUCGAUUCAGUACCUCUUACCAGCGUCAACUUCAAAUCUUCAGCUGGAACGACAUUCUUCCAGCUUUUUCAGUAAAAAUCCCGGCGAUCAGAUUUGGAAAGGUCUCCUCUCUGUGAGUAAUGCAGGUCGAAGAAGAGGUCGUGGAAGAGGCGCCAACCGCAAGACCUACAAAGACCUCAACAAGGGCCAAACUAUUGGCGUAGGCGAAAAGAAUUUUCUUUGGCCUGGUCUUAAUGCGCCCGUCAUCAAAGGCACAGAAGUGGUCAACCACCAGGAACUGAAACCUGAUCCAAAGUACAAGGAGAAUAUUCUCAAAAUUCGCGAUCAGAUGGAUAAAAAGAAUCGAGCUUUUGUUCAUCCUCUGGAAAGAGGCUGGAGCGGCACUAAAUUGCUUGGUAAAUGGAUCGGCCCGCCUGACCCGAUUGCUGGUGAUGAGUUUGUGGGCUUUGACACAAAAGUACUUGUGGUAAAGCCAAUUUUCUACAUGAAACCCAACUUUGGCCGAACGAAAAAAAUUUCAGUUCUCACAGUUACCGGUAAUGGUAAUGGACUUGUUGGUUACGGCGUCGCCAAGUCAAAGGAUAUGCGGACUGCAAUCAACAACUCAAAGAAUAAAGCCGGACAGCGUUUGUUCCGCGUUGAACUGGAAAGCAACCAAACUUAUGCUACUGUUCUGCAUGACUUUCACUCGAGAUUUGGCAGCACUAAAGUGUUUGUUGAAAAGAAGCCUCCCGGAUACGGCCUUUCUGCUCACCGAUGCAUUCGAAGCAUUUGCAAUGUCCUUGGCAUUACCGAUAUCAAGUGUAAAGUGGAGGGUGCAGAGAGAAACUACCUGAAUGUCACUCGCGCCUUUCUUUUGGGUCUAAUCAACCAGAAAAGUUUCCAGCAGAUGGCCGAUGAAAAGAACUUGAAUGUAGUUGAGUUUAAUGAAAACAUGAGCAAAUACCCGGUCGUCCGUGCAAGACCCUCCAAUGGUAAAGUCCGCACGGAUCAGCAGAUUGGUCCAAAUGAAAUACUUGAUUUCAGCAUCUACAUUCAUGACGGCAAAGUGAAAGAGCAGUCGAUUUUGACGCCCAUGUUCUACACGAAGCAUAAAGGCUGGAGAAACUACAUGAAAAAGUUCAAUUACCGCAAAAGUCGCGAACAGGUGCGCAUUCAACUGAUUGCCAAGUACGGCCAGUUGGACAGCUACCUGACUGUUCGUGAAAAGCAACGAAUUCAAGCAAAACGAGAGGCUUUCUCCACCAACCAGCAGUCUGCAGAGUGA
Rhagoletis zephyria (snowberry fruit fly) is the source of this 1353-nucleotide messenger RNA. Lineage: Eukaryota; Metazoa; Arthropoda; Insecta; Diptera; Tephritidae. The record is from RefSeq and is a predicted model, not a curated record.